Crotalus tigris (Tiger rattlesnake) is the source of this 1705-nucleotide messenger RNA. Its product is annotated as TBC1 domain family member 15-like. Bases 88 to 1464 code for a protein of 458 amino acids. The record is from RefSeq and is a predicted model, not a curated record. The transcript has 12 exons. NCBI's taxonomy places the organism in Eukaryota, Metazoa, Chordata, Lepidosauria, Squamata, Viperidae. Gene Ontology annotation, molecular function: GTPase activator activity. Gene Ontology annotation, biological process: activation of GTPase activity.
GUGGAUAAGUAAGACAGGAAUCCGGGACCAUGAAAAUCACGUUUAUCCAUCCAUAAUUCCCAUGCCUACAGCACCAGGAGGCGGGGGAUGAAGGUUAUACAGACUACAGAUCUGGUGAAUCAGCUCCUAUGGAGCUGGUUUCAAACAGCCCAAGAAACCAUUACACUCCUGUUGCAAUUUGCAGAAUACCAAGCCCAGAGGUUAUUUCAACAUCUUUCCAAUAACCGCCUACUGCAAUUGAUUCCAUGUUGGAGAUGCUUUUUCAGAAUGAAAGCUCAGCUCACAGCACUCCAAGAAAAGGAUCAAAGAGAGAGAGAAGAUGCUAAUCAGAAGAAUCGCCCUACAAAUCAGCCAAGGGAAGAUGGUACAGGGAGAACAUCAGGGCCUUCUAAGUCUAUUUACGGCUUGUUUGACAAUGACGGGCGGCUAGAUGUCUUUAAUAUGCGGAAGCUGGUCUAUGAGAGAGGAACACAUCCCAGUGAAAGAAAAAUCACCUGGAAGUUCCUAUUUGGUGUGUACCCUGAGAAAUCCACAACUGAAGAGAGGAAGGAGCUGGAUCGGCAAAUGGCUUCCCAGUAUCAAUGGAUGAAGCAUUCAUGGAAACAGCGCUUCCCCUGGGCUGCCACCAUGAGGACCCAGUGUGACUUUGAACUUUCCUUGGCCAUCCAGAAACACAAUGAAGAUCAGAGGGAAAUGGAAGCAGCCAAUCCACCUACAGAUAUCUACAGUGAGAAUAGUGCAUCCUUCCAAUACGUUAAUGAACAACAGUUCCAAAAGGCACUGAGAGACAUUGAUGCUGACAUUCCCCGGACUGACCGACACCGGACUUUCUUCCAACGUGAAGGGCUAGUGAAGCUGCUUUACCUCCGAGAUAUUCUCAUCACGUUUGCAGCCUUUCACCAAGAGAUUGGAUACUGCCGGGGGAUGCAUUACUUUGCUAGCCGCUUCUUAGAGACCCUGGACAGUGAGACAGAGGCAUUUUGGUGCUUUGUAGGAUACAUGCGACGGUCUGCAUGGGGCUUCACCACCACGGGUGUCCGUCGGAAGAUACAAAUCUGCGAGGAACUUCUGAAGCACGUGGACCCCGAGCUCUAUGAUCACAUUGAGAACGUCUCCAAGGAAAAGCUGCUCUUCUGCCUCAGGUGGCUGCUGCUGCUUUUCCAGAAGGACUUAGAACACUCAGAUGCUGUGAGAGUCUUGGAAAUCAGCGCUUUGGAGUCUGGAAAGAUGAACUUUGGUGCCUGGAUAUGGCGGACACGCAGGGAAGGUGUGGCGGCACCAGCUCCUAUCACCUCCGUGGAUCGGGAUGAGAUUACGUUUGAAGUGUUACUUUGCAUUGCAGUCCUAAUCCAGAACCGGAAGCAGCUGCUUCAAUACCAGGAUGUCAAUGACUUUUUCCUAUUCACACAAAGGAUGCAAGGCAGACUUCAGCUGAACAUGCUGCAUGGGGAUGAGCGGCCAUGAACGUCGUGUGCCAGGAAAGCAGGGCUCUGUUCUAGACGCUGACAAGAACAUCCUGGUGGGGGGGGUAGGGAAAUGAGCUUGAGCACCCUCUGCUGGACGAAAUGAGAUAACAGCUUCUUGAGAACUACUUCCAAUUGAAGUUAUAAAACGUAACAAGUUAAUAUUUUGUCUAGGCCUCUUAAUAAGUGAACAAAGAACUUCAGACAUCUUUUCACAUAAAAAUCUGUACCUUACAACACAG